Molecule: messenger RNA, 2007 nt
Organism: Mytilus trossulus (common blue mussel)
Lineage: Eukaryota; Metazoa; Mollusca; Bivalvia; Mytilida; Mytilidae
Product: actophorin-like
Exons: 2
Coding region: 28-456 (142 amino acids)
Biological process (GO): actin filament depolymerization; actin filament debranching
Cellular component (GO): actin cytoskeleton; cytoplasm
Molecular function (GO): actin filament binding; Arp2/3 complex binding
Source: RefSeq, a predicted model, not a curated record
CUAGUUAUAUUUUCUUUUUCUUUCAAGAUGGCUAUGUCAGGAGUUGGUUUGUGUGAUCAAGUUGUAAAAACAUACGACACCAAACUGAAAACAAAGCAUUUAUUAGACGCUCUAGUACUGUUAAUAAAUAAAGAAGAGAAGAGGCAAAUAGUGGCCGAACAUGAAUUUGAAGCUGGAGCCUUACCCUUUGAAGAACUAAAGAAAAUUCUGCCGGCGAAAGAACCAAGAUACGUUUUAUAUGAUUACAACUACACCACAGAAAAUGGACAAAAACAUAGUAAAAUCAUUCUUAUUUCGUGGAGUCCAGAUGAAGCUCCAAUGAAAGAAAAGAUGAUAUAUGCAUCCAGUAAAGAUGCUGUAAAAAAGAAAUUACAAGCUAUUAAAAUAGAAGUGCAAGCAAAUGACCUAGGUGAUUUAGAUGAGGCAGAUAUUGAAGCUAAAUUGAAAAAAAUUUAGGACUUAUAUUGACAGCAUUGUGUAUAAAACUUUCAAACAUAGCUCUAUGAAUCAUAACUUUACUGCUUAAACUUUGUGUCACUAACAAGUGGCAGUGCAGUUAUUCAAAUUGGUGCACUCAUUGACUGUUGCCAUGGAAAUGCCACUCUUUAAAGUACAUCAAGAACUAUCAGCUUAUCGUUUAUCCUGCUUCUGAUAGCUGAGUUUGUGUGGUUAAACAUUUGUGUCCGUUUGUUGCCAUGGAUUUCAAACUUUUUCCCCAGAGAACUUUAAAUAGUGAUGAAUAAAAAUUUUGCUUUGUUUAGAUUGUUCAUGGAUUUGUGUUACCAGAAGAAUUAAGACUUUAUUUAAACAUUGAAUUAUUUAAUGUUUGUUAUUUAAAUAUUGUAUUUCCUGUACAAUGAUUUUUAUAUGUGUGUUGAGAUUGUCAGUUUAAGAUAAUCUGAUGUGAACAGUAAUACAUCCUCCCACGGGAAAUGUGUGGUAUGAUCAGAUAGCCAUGAACAAUAGUAAAUAUAAACAAUCAAGGAAAUAGACUAGAUUUUUUCUACAAAUUUUGUAUAAAUGUCAAAAGUAUUAUAAAAUGCUGAACAAAGAAUUUAUUUUUCCCUCUCUUAUUUCUGUAACAUGUUUUUUAAUACAUGCUAAUCUUUGCUGGUGCAUUUAACGAAUUUAUAUGUUUGUUUUUUUUUAAUUUUGCACAAAUGAAUGAUUUUAAAUAACCACAAUAACAAUGUUAUAAUUGUUGAGAUUUGUUUGUACUUUGGCAACAGUCAGAUCCUGUUUCUGUCAGAAAUAAAUUGUUGAACAGGUCUUUUUAACUGAAGACCAAAGUUCCAGUAUUGUGAAUUAUAUAAAGUAGAAACGAUAGGGCCUCCCACCUCAUUAAUCUUUGAACUUUUAACACUGUCCAGCGAUGGAUAUUUGUAUGGCCUAAUGAGAAUUACUGUAUUUUCACAGAAUUAUAGUGCUUAAUUAUCAUAUCAUAAUAAUGUUUGGUACAUAAGUGGAAAGACUUUUAUAAGCAGGGUUGUAUCAUCUCAAUAGCCGUUAUCUAAGAAAAGAGGGAUCAAAUUUUGUUAGUUUUCAUGUUUUUAACAUGAAACAUUUGCCACUGGACAUUAAGUAAACAUCAAUCAAUCUGUUUUUCAGAGGGUUUGCUUGUACAAAUCAGCACAAGAAUAUUUGAUAAAACUUUAUAAUUAAAUUUUUACUUUUGUAAAAAGACCAUGCAAAAUUGAAACGUAAAGUUUUUCUAAAACAAAUCUUUAUUUAAAAUAAACUAUAAACGUGUUUUAUGUAUAAAAACCAAACAACAAUAAAUAUAAAGCUAGUCAUUAUCUGUAUGUGUACAAUCAAAAUAUAUGUGUUUGUAAGGACCCCCCACAAAGCCAAAGGUAGUAUAGAAAUAUCUCUAGAAAUGACACAACCCUGUGAUUAUGGAGCCUCUUGUUUGUAAUUUAUUUUUGAUAGAACGGAAGGAAGCAGGAUGCUAUAAUCUGUUUAACAAAUAAUGGGACAAUUAAUAAUCAAUAAAAUUUUUGAUACUUC